Messenger RNA from Brienomyrus brachyistius, 2485 nucleotides. It is a transcript of the gene shha, whose product is annotated as sonic hedgehog signaling molecule a. Gene Ontology annotation, biological process: protein autoprocessing; regulation of gene expression; smoothened signaling pathway. The transcript has 3 exons. The coding region runs from base 258 to 1523 and encodes 421 amino acids. Gene Ontology annotation, molecular function: patched binding; calcium ion binding. The record is from RefSeq and is a predicted model, not a curated record. Lineage: Eukaryota; Metazoa; Chordata; Actinopteri; Osteoglossiformes; Mormyridae.
AAUACAUAGCAGUAAAGGCAGACUUCUCACAAACGUCUGCAGCCUGCCAUUAGAUCCACAGCCCGUUUGCCCUUUUUCAUCCGCGCUGCAGCGACCCAACUCCGAUGUGUUCCGUUAUUAACGACCAGAAGCUGACAUUUCCGCACCUGCCACGGUAGUGAUCGGUGGAUAGUCAGGGAGACAAGGCAUCGGAAGCCGGGGGGUGUGAGGGCGAGGGAGCCAUAGAUUCACAGCCGCUGUUAAUUAAUUAGGUAUCGAUGGACGAAAUGCCACCGUUAACGCGCUUUGUGCUCAUUUUCUUUAUCUUCGUAUCUGUUAUUUCCUCUGGGUUGGCUUGUGGACCGGGCAGGGGCUACGGAAGGAGAAGGCACCCAAAGAAGCUGACACCUUUAGCGUACAAGCAGUUCAUUCCCAACGUUGCCGAGAAGACCCUUGGGGCCAGUGGCCGAUAUGAAGGCAAGAUAACGAGAAACUCUGAGAGAUUUAAGGAGCUGACUCCCAAUUACAAUCCUGACAUUAUUUUUAAGGACGAAGAAAACACUGGCGCUGACAGGCUGAUGACACAGAGAUGCAAAGAUAAGCUGAACUCUCUGGCCAUUUCAGUUAUGAAUCAGUGGCCUGGAGUGAAACUCCGGGUGACGGAAGGCUGGGACGAAGACGGACACCAUUUCGAAGAGUCUUUGCACUACGAAGGACGGGCGGUGGACAUCACGACCUCCGACCGCGACAAAAGCAAAUACGGCACGCUGUCCCGGCUCGCCGUGGAGGCUGGGUUCGAUUGGGUCUAUUAUGAAUCUAAAGCCCACAUUCACUGCUCUGUAAAAGCAGAAAAUUCGGUUGCAGCAAAAUCCGGAGGCUGUUUCCCGGGCUCUGCAUCCGUAUCUCUCCAAGAUGGAAGGAAGAAGCUGCUGAAAGACCUUCGAGUCGGCGACAAGGUGCUGGCCGCUGACGGCGAGGGGAAGCUCUUGUAUACCGACUUCAUCAUGUUCAUGGACCAAGACGUCGCAACCAGAAGAACGUUUUACGUGAUAGAAACCAAGGAGCCGCGCAGAAAGCUACGCCUCACUGCCGCCCAUCUCAUCUUCAUCACGGAGAACUCUACCCAUCCUCACGAGGCGAUGGUGGCGACUUUUGCCAGUGAAGUCAAGCCCGGCCAGGAGGUGUUCGUGAUGGAUGAAACGAACCGCCAGCUGAGAGCUGUCACCGUUCAGAGGAUUUACCUUGAGGAGCACCAAGGCUCAUUUGCUCCGGUAACCGCUGAAGGAACCCUGGUGGUGGAUCAGGUGUUGGCGUCGUGCUAUGCCGUGAUAGAAGACCAUCAGCUGGCGCACUGGGCCUUCGCACCGGUUCGCUUUAUUCACCGAUUGUCCUCCUUAUUGUACCCAGAAAACCAUUCAGACUCAAGCAGCUCCUCGUCGGAUGACGGUGUCCACUGGUACCCCAUGAUCCUGUAUCAAAUAGGAAACUGGGUCCUGGAUAGCCGCUUACUUCACCCCCUUGGCAUGUUAGUAAACUCAAGCUGAAACGUCUAACCGCAAAGUAAGAUGUGACUAAUGUAGGAUAAACGAAAAUAGCCGUAAGGAGACAAGAAUCCCCGGAGGACUUGGAGUAUUUAUUUAAUUGACAUUUACAUGUGUCCUUUUCAAAGAAUAAAUGGACCUUCAAGAGCCUUAAAACUUUUCUUUGAAUAAUUUAUUCUCACGUGAACUGUACGCCGGUACACCGGUAUGGAUCCUGACGCCGCGCUGCCAGCUAUUUGCUCAGAAUCUAUUUUUGUACGUCUCUGGCAAAACGCAAAGAAAGCGAAGAAAAUGUAAAGAGAGAAAAGCAGAGAGUUUGUGAUAUUCUGUCCAUAUGUGCAUCAGACUGUUAUAUUUUGGGGGUCAUACUUCGUGUGGGUCCAUAAAUUAUAUUUUUAUACACAGAAUUGUAAAUUAGAUUUUGACAGAUCGUUACUUACUGAAUCACGUUUCGUUAUUUGAAAUAGUGUAAGAUACAAAAAUAUAUUUUAAUUUAAAUAGUUGCGAAAAGUCUUGGCCAAUCGUGUGCUGUAUUGUCUUUCAUUUUUUUUUUACUAUUAUUGUCUUCAUUGGUUAUGGCCAGGUUAUAAAAGCGGGACAGUUUCCGUCAUCUGCCACGUGUCGACUGUAAUCAUCUCAUUUUCCUUUUUUUCCUUUGUUUUCCCCAACAUUUCAAGUGCACAUUCUCACAAUUUCGUUAUAUGAUAUAGUAGUACAGAGCAAGAUGUUUGUUUUAAUAAAUUAACUACUACUGUAAAUGUACUAAAAUGUAUUUUUUUCAUAUUUUGUAAUAGGGAAAUAGUUUUAUAGAAUUAAACAGCGCCAGAUGCAGAGUUUGAAUAGUAUAUAAUACAUACGGUGACCGUACCAUUAACUUUCAUAACCGGGCGAUGUCAUAAACAAAUGUUUAGAGUUUAUUAUUUAUAUGUUUACUACAAAAUGAGAUAAAGGAAUAUUCAAACUUU